GUGAGAAAUCAGGACCUUUGAUAUUUAAGAAAACUAUGUUUAACUCAACUGAGAUCAAAUUUUCUGUUCAGUCCUUCCAUUGUCCUGGGCCUGUGAGGUUUACCAUAGGCUGGUAUUUGAAGCAUUACACCUGCCAAAAUGAAUUUUCUAAGCUGGAGGAGCUGUCACAGAAGCCUGAAAGUGUUGAUGAAGACUUUUGUGCUCAUUAUUUCGAGAACAUCGAAUGCUGGACAACAAAAAAUGAAAACUUAGAUUGCAACAGUGAUUUGCAGGUGUUUCCCUCAUUAUACAAUAAGGAACUGAUUACAAAUAUCAGAAAUGUUUCAAACCAGGAAGGAUCAAUGGAUGUUGUUGCAAGAACCCAGAGAGAUGGGUUUCACAUCUUUAUUGUUUCAAUUAAAACAGAAAAUACGGAUGCAAACUGGAGUUUGAAUGUUUCUCUCUCUAUGAUGGGGCCGAAAGGAUACCUCUCUGCCUCCGACUGGCCUCUCAUGAUUUUCUACCUGGCCAUGUGCAUCGUGUACGCCCUGUAUGGCGUGCUCUGGCUCGUGUGGUUGGCCUGCUACUGGAAAGAUAUAUUAAGAAUCCAGUUCUGGAUCGCAGCUGUCAUUUUCCUGGGAAUGCUUGAAAAAGCAGUUUUCUAUACCGAAUACCAGAACAUCAACAGCACUGGGCUGUCGACUCAAGGACUGUUGAUCCUGGCAGAGCUGAUCUCCGCCACCAAGAGGACACUGGCUCGCCUGCUGGUGAUCAUCGUGAGCCUGGGCUACGGCAUCGUAAAGCCUCGCUUGGGGACAGUUAUGCAUCGGGUGAUUGGACUUGGGCUCCUCUACUUGACCUUUGCAGCAGUUGAAGGCGUGAUGAGAGUCGUCAGGGCAAAUGACUCUGAUCUUGUGCUUCUGGCCAGCCUUCCCCUGUCUCUUCUUGACUCUGGCUUGUGCUGGUGGAUUUUUAUAAGCUUAGCACAAACAAUGAAGACUCUGAGGCUCAGGAAGAACACGGUGAAAUUCUCUUUAUACAGGCACUUUACAAACACUCUGAUCUUCGCCGUGCUUGCUUCCACAGUGUUUAUGGUGUGGACGACUAAGACAUUUAGAUUUGCCACAUGUCAGUCGGACUGGAUGGAGCGCUGGGUUGAUGACGCAUUUUGGAGCUUCCUUUUUUCGCUCAUUCUUCUUGUAAUAAUGUUUUUGUGGAGACCGUCAGCAAAUAAUCAGAGGUAUGCCUUCAUGCCCUUAAUAGAUGAUUCUGAUGACGAAGAUGAAGAAUUUAUGGUGACAUCUGAAAAUUUGACUGAAGGAAUAAAAUUAAGAACCUCAAAACCUGUUUCCAAUGGGACAACUAAACCUGCUACUGCCGACAAUUUUGAUGAAGAUUUGAAGUGGGUGGAAGAAAAUCUUCCGUCUUCAUUUACAGACGUGGCUGUGCCCGUGCUGUUGGACUCAGACGAGGAAAUCAUGACCAGAUCAGAAAUGGCCGAAAAAAUGUUCUCUUCAGAGAAGAUAAUGUGACAGGAAGCUAGCUCACAGCGAAGCACCCUGGCCUCAGGCAGCCCGUGCUGAUGUCCUGCCACCUGGAGACUGUGCAUGAGAAUCUGGUGGGGGGGCAGGUUCUGCCUCCCUGUCAAGCUGACUCUUGAUGACAGUUUAAUGCCCACUAAGUUGCCCGACUUGGAGAUAAUCUGAGCGAAGUGUUAUGACAAGCUCCAUGCCCAACGUGCUAAGCUGAUGGGUGGCAGGUGUGUGGGUUUCGGUCAUUUUUUUUUCUUCUAGAAAAUACGACAUUUCUAGAUUUAAACACUUUUUACAUACACUCCUCCAAUUCUUCCACCAACUCCUGAGGCAGAUGGUACAGCUCCUGAAGCACAGUCAGAGGUGUCCCUGUAUCUUGGUUUAGCAUCACAAGAUGCAGUAAUAAUCUCCUUUGCCUUCUAUAUGGAAGUGAUGGGAACAGGGUGUUUAUGUGGCUUGCUGCUCUGAGAGAGAGAAGCACACGUGUCUGCACAGAGCCGUUUGUCCUCAUCACCCUGCACAGCAGGUCAUGGCAUUGGGGCCUCACUGUCUGAGCUCAGGGGACACAGGUGCAUGGAGAGAGAAGUCUUGAGAGCCACUUCCUGAGAUUUGCUCUCACUGUCCCCUCACUCAGGCUGUCUGUGCUGCUGUUGAACCUGCCUGGCCACCUGGGUUCCCCAGACCUUUUCCUCCUGGCAUGCGGGUGACCCUGGAGAAAGCUAGAACCUCAUCUUUUCUGUAAUCUUGACACAUUCAAUUUCAUAAUAAAACCUAUUAUUUAACUGUACAGGACAUCACUGUUCAUCACGUAAUUAAUUUCUUAACCUUCAACCAUGUUUUAUAUAUUAUUAUAAUAUGAUUUGAAAUUUUUUGUUUGAUUUUUUUUUUAAUGCAGAACAUUCUAAACUUGAAAGGCAGUUGAAUGUAGUGUGGAAAUGUGGGUAUUUGCUGCUUUCAUGACCAAAGAUCAGGACUGGUGUGCAUCUAGAGCAGGGGUCACGGUGAGGACCGUGUGUGUCUCUGAAGGAGUCCUGACCUUUGCUGAGACUAACACCAGAGAAUUUUGAUGGAGAAGCACUGACGAGUCACCAGUACAAACACCUAAACGUGACCUUUAAUUUUUUUUUUACUGUAAAACCACAAAACAAGAUUCUCUCUUUCAAAAUUCUCCCUUUAGAAUUUAUUUCUCAUCGACCCUUUUCAGAAGCUAGAAGAAAAGAUUGAUUUCUAAUAGUGACGUCUCUUGAAAGAUACUUUCAGAUUUGUUUUCAGCAGUGACUGUUGAACAGUGUUGUAGUGAAAACUCAAGAUGCCACCACUUUGGGACGUUCUGCCAGGGGGCAAGUGACUUCACAGCGUGGCUUCACCCUGCACCUUUCCUGGCCCACACGUCCUUGCCAGUCCGGGUGCGUGCUCUCUCAGCCCUGGAGGUGCCCACUGUCUCACUCAGACACUUCUACCUAAUGCCACUUCCCGGCUUUCAGGGCUCGCUCACCCCAACACCUGGGGCUCCAGUGAAGUUUUGAAUGUGGACCUCUGGCGUCCGGCCAGGAGGAGCUGCCAGCUGACGGGCUGACGGGCCAUCCAACGUAACCGCGGCCACGUUCACGAAAGCCCUGUCUGAGUUAGAGAGAAUGACGGUGCCAGUCCCCGCGUCAUCCAGAGGAGGCCCGCACCAAGUCACUGUCAGCAGUGACCUGAAUCAAGGGCUCUGUGGAGGCUUCCGAGCCCUGGCGCUGAGCGUUGUCCACACACAACAGCACCCUGGCCACUGCCAUCCUGCUUCUGGCCAACGGUUCUGGAGGCCAGUUGUCAGGGCCAGGUUGGUUUCUCCUUAGUGGCCAUGGCCGGGAACGGGAGGGGCAGGAGGAGGAGCAGGGACAAGAGUCCAGUUUACGUGUUCCCAGGCAAAGCGCUUACAUGUUAUUCUGCACUUCGUGUUUGAUCUACAUGGUGUGUGAAAUGUACUUAGACGGGAAUUUUCAUGAUUUGAGUUGGAUUAGUGUCAAUAUUUGCUCUAAAGGAUGUUUGUUAGUUUUAUUUUAAAAAAUAAGAAAAAUAGAUGAAUAUGUAAAUCUUUUAAGCCUGGGAGAUGAUAAGAUGUUCCCAUACUUCUCCUAUAAAGAAAAUAAUUUCUUAAUCUUUCAUAUUCUGUAGAAAUAUGAAAUUACCAGCCUCCACCUGUGAUACAGCACAUUGUUUGCACUAUGUCAAGACCAAAAGUAUAAAAAAUGUGCAUAUCAGAUUGAUUUUAAUAUCCUUUUUUAAAAAGGGAUUGAGUCUAUUGCACUAGGCUACACAUGACUGAUUUAAAGUCAAAUCAGUCAUUUGUGCUACAUUUAUAAUCACUGAUUUUGAUGCUUGUGUCUUUGUGUGAUCAGCAGCUUGCAAUACAAAACACCAAGCCUUAUACUGAUAGUUAAAGUUCUAAACAUAUCACGUGUAUGUAAGUGACAAAUGAGACUUUUAAGGAAAUGUGCAUUAUGAUACCAGAGCUCACCGCUGCACUAAGAAGCUUCUUUAUAUCUAGGAAAACAUGUAUUUGGGGAGAAAGUUUAGGGGCUAAAGAAGUUAUAUUUUUCUAUUUAAAAUAGUUGUUAUUGUAUAAUUAGGAAGAAGUUGCUUUGAAUGUAGGACAAAACUAUUUCAAAGAUUUUUGUUUGGAAAAAAAUCGAUGUACUUUGUGCCUUAAUAUUGGUUCUGACUUUUAAUAAACUAUUUGCUGAAAUGUUG
Messenger RNA from Pteropus alecto (black flying fox), 4244 nucleotides. It is a transcript of the gene TMEM87B, whose product is annotated as transmembrane protein 87B. Gene Ontology annotation, cellular component: membrane; Golgi apparatus. Gene Ontology annotation, biological process: retrograde transport, endosome to Golgi. The record is from RefSeq and is a predicted model, not a curated record. Lineage: Eukaryota; Metazoa; Chordata; Mammalia; Chiroptera; Pteropodidae. The transcript is spliced from 19 exons. Bases 36 to 1511 code for a protein of 491 amino acids.